AUGGACUCAGGACUGAUCCACCUCCUUGUGUUUACGUCUGUCGAACUGGAGAUUCUAUGCAGACCUGCUACAAAUGCUAAGUUCUCUCUUAUUUUUAAGGGUAUUGGGGUUCGAGUAGGGCUUUAUGCCCAAAUAUUGCUUGGAUGGAUCAUUUAUUACAUAGAGCCAUCUCGCAAAAACUCCCGUACAGUGUACAUGAUGCCAACAGCACUUGUGAUAGCAUCUUUCAUCGAAUCAGGUCUUUACACACUCAGCCUGCUCGAUGGCCUGGUCGUCUCGUUUGUCACAACUAUGAUAUUCAUGUUUUCCGUAGCUGCCUACUCCUCAGAACAAAUAUCACAGCCCCAAUCCGAGCGCCAUUCAGAUCCCGAGUUGCCCCCACAGUUAGGGAUCCAAUCACAACCCGAGACUCAGCCACAAUUGCGGUCCCAAUCUCGCCCCCAGCCUCCAAAUGGGCUUCAUAAACGGAUGUCCGAGAUACUCAUGCGAUUCUGCUUCAUCGCUUCUUGGGGGGCAUGGUCCUUUAACAUAUGGCUCGACCCCUCUAAGUUUGGACACAAAGGCUGUGCGGCUGGGUGUAGUAUGAACAGCAAUAUCAAAAUCCAAUUAUUUAUCCAAGUACAUGCGACAAACCCGACCAUACGGAUCAUAGCAUUCGUGUUAGUCACCAUUGGGUUUUCUGUGGCAAUUUUACAGCUGUUAACCGGAUUAGUAUUAAUGGGGCCACCAGCACCUGGGGAGACCAAUCCAACCUUGAAACCCGAAACACAACCCCAGAUUAGGCAGAUAAUUCAAUCAAUGGCUAUUGUAAUACUCGUGAUUUUAAUGGUUUUUACUGAACGAACCAUCCGUUUGAACGACCCCAAUAAUAAAACCAUGGAGUGGUCAUACGGGCAAACGCUCUCGCUGGUCCUACUCUACCCACAAGUCGAAAGGGCGCUCUCGGUUUAUAAACGCACGCGAAUGGCAAAUAAGAAGUUAGGAUUGGCCCCGGACACGAAUACGGCCACUGACGUAGUACCUGUGUCUGGAGUUUCUGAGCCACUAACUCCUACAGAUGCGCAGGAUGAUAGUGCAGGAGCUCCAGACAGAGUCGGUCAAGACCAUCACGCCGCCUAA
Molecule: messenger RNA, 1119 nt
Organism: Rhizoctonia solani
Lineage: Eukaryota; Fungi; Basidiomycota; Agaricomycetes; Cantharellales; Ceratobasidiaceae
Exons: 7
Coding region: 1-1119 (372 amino acids)
Source: RefSeq, a predicted model, not a curated record